AUGGAGGAGCGGAGCGCGGGGAGCGGCCCCGAGCUCCUCCUGCCGCCGCCGCCGCCGCCGCCUCCCCGCCCGCGCGCUCACCGGCCGCGCGCCCGCCGCCGCCGCGCCCCGCACGGCGCGGGGCCGCCCGCCAGGUCCCCAGUCCUCGGCGGCCCGCGCCCGCGGACCCUGCGCUCUCUCUGCGCCGCGCGCCCCCGCGCCCCGGCCCCGCCCGCCCGCGCCGACAGCGCCCCCUCAGCCCAGGCGGCGAGCCAGACGCCCGCACACCAGGAGGAGGGGCGGGGGACGGAGGAUGGGGGGGCCAGGACCCGGCCUGAGUCCGCACCCCCCUGCCUCAUGCCCUUCCUGCCAGGAGCACAGGGAGGGAGCGGCGGCGCUGAGCAGGGCUCUCCCAAACCUCUUCCGGCCUGGCCUCAGGAGUGUAACUGUGGAGGGCGGGAUGGGGCCCUGUCCCGGGAGCUCCCAGCCUGGGGACAGAAGCAGGAGCAGAGGACGGCCGGCCCCACCGUGGGCUCACCCCAGUGUGCCGCCCCACGCCAAGAGGAGCCCCAGGCCCAGAGUGCUGGGCCCUCCGAGGGCAGCAUGGUUUCAGCACCUCGGCCAGCGCCGGCAGAGGGGGCUGGAGCUGGGCAGGGCCACCCCGCGUCAGGACCUUACGGAGCCACGGGAGCCUUUAAGAAGGUGGAUGAGAUCACACGGCCUCUGCUGCCAGUCUCCAGCCUCCUCGCUGCUCCUCAGCAGCCCAACGUGCCUGCUCAGGGGCUUCCUCCUGUUGUUCCUUCUGCAGCCUCCGGCUCCAUCGCAAUCAUCCAGAAUGUGGAGACGCAGAUCCCUGGCCCACCCCGCUCCGUGGAACCCGUGGUGUCCUUCACCAGCCCUCCCAGUGACUCAGCCACACGGAGAAGCUUGAGAACCACUGACUCAGAAUACUGGUUCAGCCACUUUAACAGAGACCAAAAUAACAGCAGCUUUAAAAAGACAGGUUUAUUUCUCUGUGGAAAAGACAAGCUGGGCCUCUGUGAAGUGAAGGCUCCAGCCGUACAAUCCCAGCUCCCUCCCGGCGAGCCCACCGCCAAACCGACGAGCGCCGGCUCCAGAGGGCGCGGCGGCCGCAUCUCCAGCCCCAGGAAGCCCGUGGGGGGCAAGGAGCGCUCCUUCACCCCGCGGGGCCCAGGGCCAGGUCCCGGCUGGGAAUUCGGCGGAGUUUCGAAAACGGUAGCGGCCCUCGGGAGCAGGAGGGCAGCAACGCGCCGGGAGCGUGGGCCGGCCCGGCGCGCCGCACCCCAGCGCUUCCCCGCGCUGGGCGCCGCCACGCCCGGCCACCUCCCGGCGGCGCUCGGCUCGCAGGCCCGGCCCCGGGGUCUGCCGGGCGCGGCGGGCGAGGCUCGGCCGGACUGGAGGGCGCGGAGCCGGGUCCGAGGGCUCCUCCCAGGCGGUCCCCGGCGCGCCCCUGACCCCGACCCUGCCCUGGGGCCGCGCCGCGCGAGUCCGCGCUCCGCCGCGCUGUGGAGAGAAAGCCCCGCCGCCCGGGGAGCCCCGCCCUGCGCCCCGCUCGCCGUCCGGCCGUGCGCCCUGCGGCCCCGGACGCCCGGGCCCGGCGCAGAGGGAGCGCGAAGGCCGGACUCAGCCGCGCCCGCGCCGCGCCCGCCCAGCCCCCGCGAGCCCACUUGUCCCGCGGCGCGUCCCCUCGGACCGCGGCCCGCGUGGCCCGGCGGAAGCGUCGUGCGGUGGCGGCCAGCGCCGCGGCGCCUUUUAAGCGGUGUGGCCGCCCUGCCCCGCCGCCGGAAUGCACCCGCGUUGCGCCGGCCCGACCGGUUUUUCCGGGCCGGGCGGCUCCCGGGCCGGCUGGUCGCGCGGCGGGUCGUCCGCGGCCCUGGUACCUGCUCGGCGCGCCCGCGCGGGGGUGGCCCUGACUCACCGGCCUCUGGGCCGCGCCCGGCGCCCCCGCCUCCAGCGCCCAGCCUGGGCGCACCUGGCGUCCCGGGGGUCCGCGCUCCAGGCCUAAGGGCCACACCCGCACCGUCUCGCCUGAGACCUGGGCGUCCAGACUCACUGCGGGGAGGGGGUGUGACACCGGCCAAGCUGGUGCCCAGGGCGGCCCUGGCAGGAAGGACUGGCUGGGCGUCCCUCACCCCCAGGGUGCUGAAGACACCGCCCUUUGACCAGAAGCCUGGGACCCAACAGACCCACUGGAGCCAGGCUUUGGUGACCUAG
Molecule: messenger RNA, 2214 nt
Organism: Diceros bicornis minor
Lineage: Eukaryota; Metazoa; Chordata; Mammalia; Perissodactyla; Rhinocerotidae
Product: basic proline-rich protein-like
Exons: 9
Coding region: 1-2214 (737 amino acids)
Source: RefSeq, a predicted model, not a curated record